Messenger RNA from Linnemannia hyalina, 2046 nucleotides. The record is from the annotation of a GenBank genome assembly. NCBI's taxonomy places the organism in Eukaryota, Fungi, Mortierellomycota, Mortierellomycetes, Mortierellales, Mortierellaceae.
AUGAACAAACGGGUACCAAAUCAUCGCCAUUGCGGCAUUUUUGACCUCUUCUCGACUUUGAUGGUCUCCCUGCCAAUCGAGAACCAUAAGAUCUUGUUCAGAAGCUACCCCAACAGCUUCACCGCCGAGGAGGCCAUCGCCAACCUCGGUGGCCUCCAGUUCAUCCAGUCCAACCGCGACACUGACCCAAAGGACCCCACCAGGAUCAUCACCCACGUCGUCACCACCCAGUUCUCUCUCUCCCGCGACAUGGCUAAGAACCUGUGUCAAACCUUCAUGGAUGCCCGCCUCUUCGAAAGCGCAUCCGACGCCACAAAGAGAGAGUUUCAAAACAAGGGCAUCUACCAAGUCACUCCAAAAGGUGCCCACAUCCUUGCCAAGUUUGUCCACCGCAACACACUGCCAGUCGAGGAAACGCGCCAUAUCACCUCGAAUGCUACACCCAACUUGGUCUACCUGGAGCGGGCCGACGACGAGGAUGCCAUUAUCCUGACUCAGAAGCAGGUUGACCUCAUCUUCAAAAGGUUUGCCGGACCGGAGCCCAAUAUGUCCAAGCAUGCCCACGACCCGCCAUCAAACUCGUCCAGCCCUGGGGGACGCGACAGAGUUCAUUCCGUACCAGAUCUUUGCAAUGGAAUCGAGGUCAAGGAUCAGCAGCACAACUAUGACGUCUAUAAGCACACAUUUUACGGAAAGGCUGCAGUUGAAUGGCUUCUUGAUUAUACCACAGUCAUCAGCAAGGAAGAGGCCAUUUGUAUCUGUCAGGAAAUGGUGACUGGAGGCUAUAUCGAGCAGAUCGGAGAGGAUCGUAAUGGAGCCCAACUCUUCCGGACUGGCAACUAUGCACUCUACCAUUUGACCGAGACAGGACGAGCAGUGGCGGGAUGGAAGAGCAUUACUGGUAGCCGAGGCAGCAGCAUCAACAACGACUGGAUGGAUGAGCGAAAUGCGAUCAGCGGCAAGAAUGGCGCCGAGACAAAGCCCCUCUCUGUCCAGUUCAAGCUCACCGCCAACACCGCCGCCCGUUUGCCCAUCUCAACGGAGCGCGAUACCGGACGGUCCAUGGACGAGAACAGCAUCGCCACAACCACAGCUACCCAGUACACGGAUGAAACAGGCCGGGGUUCCAUGCGACGACUCUCUCAGAUCCUUAAUGACCCAGCCUUCCAGUUGUCUCUUUCAGAGGCGGGAGCCAUGUCCAACUAUGCGCCGUCUUCCGCCGGGAGGGACGUCGCUGAUCUCGGGUCUGUUGCUGGGGGAACCCCAGCUAUGAGCUCGUCGCAGUCGAUGACGUCCAACACGACCCGCCUCAACAUUAUCCUCAAGAAUUCGACCCUUCGAGACCUUUUCAAGAACUUUUUGAAGCAAAACAUCUGCGAAGAGAACCUCUCGUUUUACCUAGAGGUCAUCGACUACAAAUCCCGCUUCAACUCCCUCAUCAACUCGACCCGUUCCUACAACCCUUCGCUUGCCGGUCAGGAUUACCCACCAACUCUUCGCGAACUUGAGAAGCAAAUAUGUACUCAAGCAUUCGCCAUCUUUGAGACUUACUUGGUCGCUCACGCACCCCGCGAGGUCAACCUCCCAUCCCACAUGCGCCUGGAUAUCACAGCCUACAUGCAAGCAGUCAUCCAUAACAUGGCGUCGGUCAGUAUUGAUCGACAACGGGUGUCUCCUCUCACCCCUGGGUCACCCCCUGGUGAGACUUUGGAUGGUGACCGGACGUACCAAGAGUUGAUUCACAUGUCCUUAUUCGACCAAAUCCACGACCACAUCUUCCGAUUGAUGUCGACCGACUCUGUACCAAAGUUCACGAGGACUGACAAGUACCGCGAGGUCAUGAUGAACAGGGUCAAGCAAGGCACCAGCACUUCGAGCUCGGUCUCUUCGACCUCGCCUCCCGUCACUGGCAGCGGAGAUGGUAGUGCCUCGAACGGCAAUGGCAGUACCAGUGGGGGUGGAAGUGGUGGGAACGGAGCCCGAUCACCGACGCUUGGAUCCAGUCGAAACGAAGGUGAGAGCAAGACAGCAGAGUUGAGACGAUAA